Thlaspi arvense is the source of this 510-nucleotide messenger RNA. NCBI's taxonomy places the organism in Eukaryota, Viridiplantae, Streptophyta, Magnoliopsida, Brassicales, Brassicaceae. The record is from the annotation of a GenBank genome assembly.
AUGAGAGGGAUUCAGUUCUGCCUGUAUGUUGAGGAUGGGGAAGAAUGCUGUCUUUUGUGUGUGAUGGCCAUUAGAGCAGUUUAUGAUUACAAGAAUGAUGGUCAACUGCUCGUAGUGAUGUACACUUUACAUGAUAGAAUUCCGAUGCACAAUUCAAUUGGAGUUGGAGUCAUAUGUACUUGUGCGAUUCGGCAUCCUGAGGUUAAGUGGGCUCAGAGGCAGGACAAGGUUUAUAUUACAGUACUAUUGCCUGAUUCAAAAAAUGCGAAGGUUAAUCUUGAUCCAGAAGGAGGUUUUACAUUCUCUGCAAGUGCUGGAGCAGAGAAUCACCUUUAUGAGUUAAAGUUGGACCUUUUUGACAAGGUCAAUGUGGAGGAAAGCAAAAUAAAUAUAGGUGUGAGGAGUAUAAUCUGUGUUUUAGAGAAAGCUGACCAUAAAUGGUGGAAGAAACUACUGCGUGGAGAUGGGAAGCCACCACAUUAUUUGAAAGUUGAUUGGGAUAAAUGGUAG